UCUCUCUCUCUCUCUCUCUCUCGGAAGACAUAUCUGAUCAGUUGCAUCCUUUUGCCGCUGAUCCCAAACAAUUGGUACUGCGAAAAUUGUUUCCAGAGAGAUUCCAUAACAAUAUUUAGCCAUCAAUGACGGUUUCUAUGAGAUAGACAUCCAACUACCAGGUUAACAUUACAAUUAGCACGCAAUAACCAUGUGUUAUCCGUAAGUUCUCACAUAAGCGAAUUACACAUGCUUUUUUCCUUCUCCGUAUAUGGAAAAUUCUUUCAUUCUAAUGUUGAUUUUUGUUAUUAACUCCAAAAAUAGAUCCCAAGACUCAAGCGACCUUUCAAAACCUAAACAACGAAGAUCCCAAUGUAGCCAAGACCUUUCCUUUGAUUCCUUGCCAAAGUCAACAUACGAGGGCAGUCCACGUGAGGAAGAAAGGCCAGAGCUGGCAUCACGGAACAGAAGAAGAGCCUUCCCCUCUCUCUCUCUCUCUCUCGUUUUGUUCCAAGUCUUUUCUUAGCUUCUCCACCAGUACAAGCUUCUUCUCCAAUGAACAAGUCCCUGUACAUCAGCAGCAGCAGCCGAACAAAAUCCUCCAUUUCUUCCUUUCACCAUCUUCUUAUAGUUCUCUUCCCCUUUUGUCUUUUGCCUAUGAUAUUUGCUUAGGCGCCCCAUUUUCCUUACCAUCUUGCCUUAUAAGCACUCUUUUCUUUCUUCAUAUUCCAUAUUUCUGCUUAAUUUCAUCUCUCUUUCUCUCUCUUCGGAGCUCCAUCUCCACUGCCAAGGAGCAUGCCUGAAUGUCCACAGAAAGGGAGAGAUUUGAUGAGGUUGGCAAGAAGAUUAAGAGAGAAGCCGAUGGCGCCACCGAUCCUAUGGGAAGCCCAGUGGGAACCCUAAACAUCAUAACCCCUUGCGCCGCUUGCAAACACCUGAGGCGGCGGUGUGCUCAAGAGUGCCCCUUCUCUCCUUAUUUCUCACCACAUGAGCCCCAAAAGUUCGCAUCGGUGCAUAAGGUCUUCGGUGCAAGCAACGUCUCCAAGAUGCUCAUGGAGGUUCCCACGGCCCAGAGAGCUGAUGCAGCGAACAGCCUUGUCUACGAGGCGAGCGUGAGGCUAAGAGACCCAGUGUAUGGAUGCAUGGGGGCAAUUUCAGCCUUGCAGCAAAAAGUUCAGGCCUUGGAGGCGGAGCUCCAAAGAGCAAGGGCUGAGAUCUUGAAGCUUAAGUAUAGGCAAACUAGUGUUCAGGUUCUGCCUGCAUCUCAUGCUGCUUUUCUUGCUCCUGUGGAUGUGUCGGUGGCUGCACCACCCUCAAUCCAAACUUCACCACCUCCUCCGGCUUCUGCUGCCUCUUCCUCUUCCUUUUCCAUUUACAUCAACCCAAAUGAAAACGUUACAUACUUCGGCUGAAAAGCUUUCAAAAAAUUUUGAAAGUCUUGAACCAUAUGGAGUAAAGGAGGAAGGCAUUAUUGGAUUGACGGGGAGUAGAUUUUUUUUUCUUUCAAUGUUUUCCAUAAAUUCGAGACUUACAUGAUGUUCAAAAGUCCAUACUCACCUAAAACUUGUUGAAAAAUAGUUUUGAUUA
Phoenix dactylifera (date palm) is the source of this 1566-nucleotide messenger RNA. The record is from RefSeq and is a predicted model, not a curated record. Lineage: Eukaryota; Viridiplantae; Streptophyta; Magnoliopsida; Arecales; Arecaceae.